Anarrhichthys ocellatus (wolf-eel) is the source of this 15610-nucleotide messenger RNA. RefSeq names its product zinc finger protein 516. Lineage: Eukaryota; Metazoa; Chordata; Actinopteri; Perciformes; Anarhichadidae. The transcript has 4 exons. Gene Ontology annotation, molecular function: DNA-binding transcription factor activity, RNA polymerase II-specific; RNA polymerase II cis-regulatory region sequence-specific DNA binding. The coding region runs from base 6330 to 9758 and encodes 1142 amino acids. The record is from RefSeq and is a predicted model, not a curated record. Gene Ontology annotation, biological process: regulation of DNA-templated transcription. Gene Ontology annotation, cellular component: nucleus.
GAUGGAAUUGGGGAUAGGAUGGGAAUUGGAGACCCCAACAAUGCAACCAAAACCCCCCACUGCUCUUCCUGCUUAUGAGCAUGACCUGCUCUGACAGACCAGGGACGGAUGCGGACUAGAGGGACACUAGACCAAAACUACAACAUAACUCAGUCCAAACUGCGCACAAAAAGGUUGUAGAGCAAACCUAAACUGCUCCUAGAUUAGAUCAUUAAUUGGGGUCAAUUAUGAGUCAAUUUAGACAGGAGUCACAUCAACUACAGCCAAACUAAAUUUCCUCACAAUGGGGAUACUUAUAUUGUGUGUUGUUUGCGAAAACACGUGUAUACUUGGGUUUUCUUUCCACCUAGAGUCAAUCAAAAAUAACUCAAAAGAGCACUACUAAGCCAGACUAGACCCAAAUCAGUCAUACGCCAAAACUAGAGUCAAAACUGGAGUUACAAUCGAGUCAGAAUAGAAUGAAGAAAAGAGCCAAACUUGAGUAAAACUUAAUAACCUGCCAGUCCAGACACAAUCUGGAGUCAGAACAGACCUAAAUCAGGCAGUGUCGAGUACGAAAAUGACUUAAACAAACAUCUGGACCACAACCAUCUGCAUUUAGUCUCUGAAGGAUUUCCCCAUCUAGCUUGGAUGCAGACACAAGUGCAUACAUGGCCAGAUGUGGUUAUGUGCAAGUAUGUGAGCAAUGCAAGUGAAUCCUGGAUUGAGCACAUACAUUUUUACAGUGCAGUGAUAUCAAUGUAGGAAUAAGAAGAAGAGACUAACUCGUCUAUGUGUUGAUAAACUGAAUCUACAGUACUUAACAGCAGUUGAAGCAGAACGCUGUCUGUCAACCGCUAAGUUUUCAAAAAGCUUCUUCUGUGCUCCACAGCUGACGCUUUCUCACCCUAAUAAUGUCCUAAAGCUCCACUGCGUAUGUUUUGCAAACAGCCUGUGUGUGUGUGUGUGUGUGUGUGUGUGUGUGUGUGUGUGCGUGUGUGUGCAUCCAGCUAUGCUUUACCCCUCUCUCACUUCAUCGUAGAGCUUGCAGUAGACCUCUUUGUCUGCCGAUUUAGAGCAGGGUGUGAGGUGAAGAGCAGUCUGUUCAUAAUGGAUUAUUGAUUGGUCUGAGAAUACACUGGUUCUGUACUGUGUGUUUGUGUGUGUGUUUGUGUGUGAGUGUAUAUGUGUGUGUGUUUAAAACUCCAUACCAUCCCCUCUGUCCCACUCUGAGCCCUGAAUGUCUCCACUUUAUGAGCAACCGAACAGAGGAUGGCAAGGUUUUUUUGUAAAGUGCUCCCUGUAUGUUAUGCUCUGUGAGCAGUGUGUGUGUGUGUGUGUGUGUGUGUGUGAGCAGCUCUCUGUACAGGCCGUUAAGCUCUCAAUGCUGCCUGUAUGAAACAGUGUCAAAAGCCCACAGUGUGCACAUAUAGACUUUCAAACGAUGUGUGUGGACAACAUUAAAAGCCCCCUCUGUUUUGCUUCUUGAUUCCUCAGUUCCCCUGCAUGUAUGCGUGAGCGCGCGUGCACGUGUGUGUGCAUUUAAACAAGAGGUCCACUCUUUAUUUUCUCCCCCCGCUGUGUAUUUUUUCUUAACCUCUAAUGCUCGUCUCUGUGCUGCUGUGUGGGAGGGAAGCAGAGCCCAUCACGGCUGAAGGAUGUCCCACACGAGAACGACCCGCAGUCAUUAUCAGUGAUAAGGUGACAGCGUGAGUGAGUCAGUGUGUUAUGAAAGCCCAUCUCCACACCCUUGGGUGCAGGAGAUGUGUGCCAUGGCUGCCUCUGAGAUGAUUGCUAUGAUGAAGGUGCUUCCUGGCUGGAUGACAGUGUUUUCUAUCACAGAGGAGCACAAAAAAAAAGAAAAGAGGCUGAGCACCUUCUGCUAAAGCUUUGUUUGACUCUUUAAAAAAAAAUGCUCUUUAAAUAGUAGACUGCACUCGUUUUGUUUUGUAACCAAAUUUGAAUACUUUUUUUCAUAUUAGUGCACCAAAUGUGUUCUGCCAGCUGGAUGUGUGGCCUCUAGAUGGAGCAAAUGAGCAGAUUUCAAUAGUGAACGGCACAUGAAAAGCCAAACAGACCACAUAGUUUAGAACUGGAGUUGAGUUGUUUCACGGAGAGUGUCAGAAAGAUCUAUAAUAAAUAUUACGGGUUUCUAGUCAUUGUACUGCUCUGUAUUUUUCACAGCGUCAUAGUAGUAUUGAUAUUAAAUGCAGUUUUUAAGCUGAAAUUCAGCCUUUGUGACAGACCUAAUGUGUGAAAACAAUAACAAAACAGAAAAACAUUAAAACUGCAGGCAGGUUUCAAGACUCACUCCAUAUGUGAACCUCAGGAGUCUCAAAAACAGAAAUAGCCGGGCUGCUCUGAAAAGGAUGUGUGUAUGGAUGGGAAAAUAAGAGUGGAUUUCGUCCUCUUGCCGGACCUCAGCUGCCACGGUUCAGCGUUCAGAGAGCUAAACAGCAGAGGUUGAGCAUGCAAGGAAGGAGGGGAGAAAGAAAAAAAGAACACUUUGUUUUUGUUCGACACAGCAGUCAUUAUCAGCUGAGUGUAGGCCUCCACUCACUCCCUGUGACUCAUGGUGGGGCUGCUUAAGUGUCCAUUAAUGGCACGUCUGAUAUCAGACCAAUGACGUUCCCAUUGAGGGUUGGAGUGGUCUGAAGUAUUUAAAGGUGAUCAUUUUCCUGCAGGACAAAAAAAGACAGUGACUCCAAAGGGUUUCCAUCAGAAUACAGCAUUUAACUAUAACACACUACAGCUACACCCUAUGUCCAGUCUUACUAAUCUGUGUGUGUGUGUGUGUGUGUGUGUGUGUGUGUGUGUGUGUGUGUGUGUGUGUGAGAGAGGUUUAUUAGCUGGAGGAUAUCAAUGACAAUUUACAAAGUGGACUGUUCUUGCUAGCUUCAGGAAGACACUUUAUCCAGUUACUGAACCAUGUUGGCCUUUCAGAAAGCUUUGAUGCCUCUCUUCUCUUUUCUGAUGACUUCGAUGAUUGCUAAUAUUUCCGUCUCUCCUGGACAGUUUCUCCUUCCAUAAGCCAAUUUGUCAUUUUUCUCCUCCCCUUUUGCCUGUAUAGCCAGGAGCCUGCAUUGUUUCCCUUCUGGGGGCUAAUCUCAUUGCAUUUCAAUUUGCACAUGCGACUGUCUGGUGGAUGACAGGCUUACUGUUGAAUCCCCCCCUGCCACCGCUGACCCCCAAUUAGCGAGGCCAUUUAACAGGAAAUAAGAUUAUUAUCCUCUGUUUUUAGCGGCAGAACUGGAAGAAACCACUAAGUAUUAAUGAGCAACAUUAGGAUGUGGAGACAGAGAGAUGGAACAGAUGGAGGGAAAAGCCAGUGGAUGGAUAGAUGGGGUUGGACGGAUUUGUGUUAUUUAUUUUUUUGACUUAUGUCCAUCAUCACCCGAUUGUCCACCACGCCGUGUGCUGGAUGUAAUUCCCUUAAGCUCUGUUGUUCCUCGUUUAAGUGGUACGUCACAAUCAUCAAUCUUCUUUUAUCUUUAAUCUGUCUAAUAAAGCCAUAAGCUCAUAAAUUCAGAUAAUUCACUUGGUCAGAUGUUUUUCUACUUUAUAAACAGCUUGUGGGUAUCUUAUAUAACCGAGGCACCUGAAUCAAUCCCACCAAACACUACACCUGCGCAGACAUGAUGAAUGUGAGCUGUAUAUUACACUAAGAAUCAAAAUGGUGUUAAAAUAAUUAAAACUAAAAACUGCACACUGCUGUGCCGUCUCAUGUGAUUGCACAAGGCACACAGAUGACAAUGAUAACAAUGUUGAUUCUAUUGCGUGCAAUAAACAUUGUAAUACUUUUAAAAACAAGACUAAAAGAGUCUACUGUAUGCUAGCAGCUCUGUGAGGCUGUACUUAGGCACAGUGGUGCUUUGAGCUAGAUGUUAAAGCCAGCACGUGAACAUGCUCACAAUUACAAUUCCAACAUGUGACGUUAAUGUCCAUGCCAAAUUUCAUGGCAAUCCAUCCAAAUAGUUGAGACUUUUCACUCAAAACCAUAAAUGUGAACCUUGUCGUGGCGCUGGAGGAUAAGUCAGGGAUCGUUAUUCAUCCUGUGGGACAUAUGAAUGUCCUGCCAAAUUGUAUGCCUAUCCAUCAAGUGUAUGUAAAGUGCAAACUUUAAACUGAUGGUGACACUAGAGGAAAAGCCAGGGGGAAUCACCAAAGUCAUCAGGAUUCAUCCUCAUUGUGGAUUUUAAGGUAAUCCAUCAAGUAGUUCAGUCUGGUCCAAAGUGGUGGCCCAACUGACCGACAGAACGUCGCUGCCACAGAUGUGAAAGUCUAAGAGUUUUCAAAUGCAAUGUAAUGGCUGAGACAGCAUUGUACUCGCUAGCUGGGAGCCUAAAUGAUAAGCACUCCAGGAGGAAGCAUGGUGAACCAUUGGGGGCGCAGUGAUUUCAAUAGCAUAAAUCCUUCUAGAUAGAUCGGUGGCUCUGGCGCAGGGUAGUCAUUUUGAGUCAGUGCGAGAGUUUAAGACAUAUGAUUGUUCUUGUGCUAACUUCCCUGCUCCACCACCUUAUCCUCUUAUGAUUAUGAUCAAUUAUCCACUUAUAAUUAGAGCCUGGCAGUAACUCAGCUUAUGGGCCCUGGCACUUUAUAUAAUAGCCUGUAAUAAUGCUGUCAGUCACAUUUCAUACGGUCCACACUUUCAGGCUCUAGCAUCUGCUGAAAGCAAUACUCCAGUCAGAAAUAUGUCAUUGUAAUCAACAACGCUGUAACAGAAAGGGGGCUUUUGUAAUGAUAUUAUCGAUGAGCUGAGAAAGAGAAAAGAAUGAAGACGUGAUUAAACUUGGGUGAUUCUUGUGAGAAGAUUGGGACUUUGCAGCAAGAAAUAAUACACAUAAACUGUUGGUGAAAAUAUGCAAGUUAUUCCACCCACUGAAGGAAAUUUAUGAAGUAUGAAAUUAGUCAACACCGUGUUUCUGUUUAACUCUCUACCCGACCCUGUUCAACUCUAGUUUGAGAAAUAGAGCAAAGCAAACUGUCUGAAGAGCCACUUCCUGUUGUGUACUUAAGAUCCCUGUCAUGUGACAGUGUCAGUUGAGGCGGGUGGUUGAGGCCAGUAUGGGGAGGGAAUAUGGUGGCACUGCUGAUCUUGCUGAUGUGAACACAGCCCAACCCCACCACCCCCAACCCCCGCCCACGCACGCUGAUUGUGCAAAGUGUCAACUCAGCCAGUGUGGCGUCAGAGCCCCCAAGCCCUGCGUGAAUCAUGCACAACCAGGACACACACACACACACAUACACGUGCAUGGUGGUGGUGCACAGUGUCAGCCAGAGAUACAUUGUGGACAUGAUAACACCCCAUCAGCCCUCGAUUUAUACUGAUGUAAAUCUUUUUUAGGUCAAUUUGAACUCGUUUACGUUGCAAUGGAUUUGGAGGUUUAGGAAGGAGUAGUUGGAGUUGAAGGAGUUGAUUAUCAAACUCAUUGAUUUUGUAUAUGAAGUGAAUCUAAAAACAUUUUCAUUUUUAAUCAUAAGUUGCUUAUGUGUUAGGAUUUGCAAUUUUACUCCAAAAGCACAACUGUACAUGUUUCUAAAGACGUCAUGGAUUGUAUUUUAUUUCUGUUUAAGUCUAUGUGAUGAUCCCCAACACCAGGUUCUACUUUUUAAUUCAUAGCUUACUACACAAACAAAUGCAGAUCUCCCUUAUGACACAUGCAGUCCACCUCCAUGCUGUAGCUAGCUGAGCUGAAUGUGUCUGAAAACUGAACGCGCCUUUGAAUUUUUGCUUUACUCACAUGUUCUUUGUCUCUUUUCUCACCUUCCUCCCCACUUUGUCUCUUUCUAUCAGGUGAAUGAUAUGGAGUACGUGCAGGCCGCGCUAUAGAGAGCUCCCUGUUACAUGACCUGGAUGCUGCUAAUGUGCGUAAAAACUGAAGAGAAGAUAAUAAAAUGAAGGACAGAAGUGUGGUGAAAAAGUAACACUGAUGAAAAGACCCUUCGAAACCUCCGUCAACCGACACAAUGACGACCUGGAAUUAAGUGAAAACUCUCCCUUUAUUUGGACAAAGACUCAUUUAGCAUGAAAAAGAGUUUACAUUUUACCUCUUGUGACUAAAUAAAUGAUACAGCUGCAUGUGCCAGUGGCACUCAGAUAGUUUGCGCCACUGAUUCAUUGACAGUGCUAGAUGAAGAUGGAUAGAUGGUGUUGCAUCCAGUAACCGGAGAGUGCUAAAUGAGCUGCUGUGUAAGCAGCUUGAUUUCUGGAUGAUUGACGGCAGAUAGCAUUUUAACUGACCAACAAAGGCACGCCAGACAUCCCUAGAUGUGCAACUGCAGAUAGCAGUAGUUUGGGGUUUUAUUGAGCUUGCGUAAGGCCAGGUAGAAGGGGUAGUUCAGUUCGUACAAUGAAUCGUAGAGACAGUGUGGAGGUGAUGGAGACCCAGGCGGGAGGGAAGGAGAAGCUGGUUGAAGACCAGGUCCAAAACGAGGUUGACGGUGAGGACGACAAAAUCCCUGGGGCUUACGACUGCAACGUCUGCGGACGCAGCUUCCCGUUCCUCAGCUCCUUGUCGCAGCAUAUGAGACGCCACACUGGUGCGCGCCCUUACAAAUGCCCUUACUGCGACCACAGGGCCUCUCAGAAGGGCAACCUCAAAGUUCACAUCCGCAGCCACAAACUGGGCACGCUCUCUAGCCACCACUCCAAUGAGGAUGAGGAGGGUGUUGCUGAGGAGGAGGAGAUGAGCGUUUCAGAGGGUCUCGACGGAGGUACGAGUCCAACUAAGAGCAGCUCAGCCUGUAACCGGAUGAUCAACGGGGACAGUGGCGAGGAGAGUCGGAGGAAAGUGCCUGGGAGGAGCCUGAAAAGAGAGAAGCUUGUGACCGACCAGAGGCCUUACUGUUGCCGCCUGUGCGGCUACGAGGCCCAUCGAGAAGACCAGCUCCUCAGCCAUAUUGAAAAGGUCCACAUAACAGCAGACACAGAGGAGGAGGCCACUGUUAAGGAAGAGGUUAUGCCCGAGCCUGAUGUCACCCAACCCCAGGGUGACGGGACCUUCCCCUGUGAGACCUGCGGCCAGGUCUUUACCCAGGCCUGGUUUCUUAAGUCACACAUGAAGAAACAUGCAGGGAUCCUGGACCACUGCUGUCGUAUUUGUGGAAGGCGGUUCCGGGAAGCUUGGUUCCUCAAAUCGCACAUGAAAACCCACAACACCAAAUCCAGGUCACGGUCAAAAGUAGAUUCCGCUGAGCAUCCGGCCACCAUUAACGACGUAGCCCAGGAUCCGGAAAUUGCCACUUGCUCCAUAACAUCCAUCUAUCAAAUGUGUUCCAAAUGUGGGAACCUGUUCCCCAACAGAGAUAGUCUGAGGGCCCAUGAAAAAAUCCACAGUCUCAGCUAUGGCAAGAAGUCCCAGAGCCAAUGCAGACUCAGUGACGAUGAGGACUCACCAGCUGCUAAGAGACGUUUGAUUGACUACUUAAACCUCAAGCCUGUUGAAGAAAAGACCCUGAAUGAAGAAGAGGAGAGUGAGAAGAAGAUGCUAGGUCAAAGAAUCCCAGAGCUAGAUCCAGUUUGCAGCUACCAGGCCUGGCAAUUAGCUACGAAAGGAAGGGUUGUUGAGCCAGUGGAGCCGAGUUACAAGGCCUCCUAUGGGGGAGGGAGUAUGGGGGAGGAGGCCCUCGCUGGAGCUGCUGUGGUUUUUGAAAAGGAGAGCAGUCGUUAUGUCCUGCAAGGUCAAGAGAAACGCAGCUCGGGCCGACGCAGCAGCUCUGGUUUGGGAAGCCACGCUUCUUCAGGGGACCGGACACCAGAGAGCCUCAGCGACUCCGAGUACCGGCCUUCGUCUCGCCAGGACCGACGGCGACCAUCGUCCUCCAAGUCCAACGAGUGCUUUGAGUGCGGGAAGGUGUUCCGCAGUCGUCACCAGAUGAUCGUCCACCAGCGGGUCCACAGGAAGGAUGGAGGUCGGGCGUCUGUGGGUGACAAGGACAGAACUACAAGAGACGACCGAUGGGGCUCCACCAGUGAUCCGGAGUCAGGCUCCCCUAGCCGGCCCAGCACUCCGGGGUACGGAGACUCUCCACCAGCCUCUACCCUGGGAAACCAGGCCUCAGAGAUGGGUACCGCAAACUCUGGAGUGAUUGCAGAUGAGAAGCCUUACAUCUGCAGCCUUUGUGACUUUGUCGCCUCAGAGUUGCAGGCCUAUUUGACUCAUGUUCAUGUCCAACACCCGGCUGACCCCAGAGACAGACCCAGCCCCAUUCCCAGCCCCGGCUCCAGCUCGGACAGAGGCACCCCAAGUGGUUAUCCUAAGCUGAAGAGAGCUCUUCUACAGGGGUUGAGCAACUCUGCGUCCCCCCCUGCUUACCUUUCAGCUCGAUCCUCCCCGCUCAAUCCCGGCCUGACUCCCGUGGAUCUGUGUGUGAGGGCUGAGGGCUGCAGGGGCAUAGCCACCCUAACCCAGGACAGGAAGAGCCUCCCAAGCCACAAGUGCUCCUUCUGCUCCCACUCCACCCGCUACCCAGAGGUGCUCUGGAUGCACCAGACCGUGGCUCACCGCAUCAACAGCAGCAGCUCCAAUCUGGCUCCUAAAUGGGCCCUGAAAAACAGCUCCAAGGGCUCCAGGGAUAACUCGUUAUCCUCCAGGAGACGCACUGGUCCCCCGCCAGUCCUGGAGGGGAAGGAAUGCCCACCGCUGCCUCCACUGAUGCGUGCCCAACGUACCCGACCCCCAACCUACUCCAGCGAGGUUCUGAAGAAGAGCAGGCCAGCCAGUCAGGCAGCCAUGCCAUCAUCAUCAUCCUCCUCUACCCCAUCCUCCUCGUUCUCCAGGGGCUCCUCAUCCACCUCAGGCACCAAAGCUGGGAAAGUCCCAGUCCGGCCAGGCAGCAGCAGCAAUAGCAGCAAUAGCAGCAGCAAUAGCAGCAGCAGCAGCGUCAGACACACGGAGGACCAGAGUCAACAGUCUCGCUUCAGACCCAAAACGGAUAUGUACCCUCGGGGAGGCCCAUCGUCUUCCUCCAGCUCCAUGGAGAAGAGCACUGGCGCCCUCUCAUGUUCCUCAGCCCCAAGCCCCAGCUCUGCUACUGCGUCCCGGAUUGCUGACCGCUACUUGAUGCCCCAAGAGGGCCUUGGCUUCAUGCUGUCCAGCAAACACGGCCUAGCAGAGUACAGCCGAGCUCGGGGUUCCCCUCAUCAGCCGCUUUCCAACUCCCACGGCCAGGGCCGGGCUAAUACGACGAGGCCCAGCACCAACACUCAUAGCUCCACAGCAGGACACAACUACGGAGCCUCCCAGGCACACGGGGGCACCCUGGUGAAUUCUUCCUCGUCCUCCUCCUCCUUCUCUACAUCUUUGCCUUCCGAGGCUCGCGGAGAUGUGAAGCAGGAGCCAAUCGCGGAGACACCAGAGAUGCCAACUGACAUCCUCGGCUUCCUCAAAAACUACAACCCCCAUGAGCUGGCGUCCCUCUACCACCGCUGGGGUGCAGCCAAUGCACUGAUGGAUCCCACUGGGAUGCUGAGGUCUCUGAUGCGGCAGGGACAGUAUUUCUGCCAUGAGUGUGGGAAGAGUUUCAGUCAGCCCAGCCACCUGCGUACACAUAUGAGAUCCCAUACAGGGGAGAGGCCAUUCCGCUGCCAGCUCUGCCCAUACCGAGCAUCACAGAAAGGGAACCUAAAGACGCACGUCCAGAGUGUCCACCAUAUGCCUUUUGACAACAGCCAGUACCCAGACACAAGGAGCUUGUUACUGAGCCAGGAGGAGCAAGAACCGCUGGCUGCCAAACACUCACCAAUGCCACAACAACAGCAACAACAGCAACAGCAGUAGAGACCAUUUGAUAGACCAGGAUCCGGACUUGGGACCAGAGUAGCCAGGGAAUCGUACAUCCUGAAAAGAUCAUCGGCCAUUCCUAAAAAUCAGAGGACCGGAAGUAGGACCCAAGACCCAUGAUAGACGUUUUGAGCCUCUCCUCUUCACCCAUCAUCCUUUAAUGCCCUUAGAAGAAUUUUCUACAAUGAAGGCUAUUGUAGUUUUUAAUACGAAGCUAAAUACAGCAGUGCUCGGCCAUUUUAAAAUCACAAUGUGGGGCUGCGGCAGAGAAGAGUGUCUUAUUUACCAACAGGAAGAAUUUCUGGUGAAAUUCUGCAGUUAGAAAUGUAGGUGUCGGGUGUGCACACAGCUGAAGAGUGAAAUAUAAAGUUGUGUCCUCGGCGCGAAAGCUGAUUGAUCUUUUGCUUCUCUAGUUUGAAGGUUGGCAAAAUUAAGCAGAUUGUGUGUAGUUUACAUCACCUUGAAGGAUUUCUGAAUAUGGAAGCCCUCAAAAUUCAAAGAGUUACCUCUUGCUGCCAUUUCGGAGGUACCAACACGUGAGGUUGCCUCGUGCAGCUUUACAAGAAAAGCGAAGGAAAAACUGAACUUGAAUGCAACUGCUAGCGUUUUAAUCAAGGAUUGUUGCAUUGCAUGGCUGCUGUAGUUGCCUCCCUCUUUCCCUUUCUUUUUUCUUUUUUUUUUUAAAGCUUUAUUGUAUAAGAGUUUGUGCAUUCCUCAGGACACCAAUCAUCAGAGUUGAGAUGAGAGAGAAGAUGCUCUGCAAUUCCUCAACAGACAAUUGACGCGUUGCAAGUUCAUUUUUCCUCGGGGUUCAUGAAGAUGAAGAUGUGCAUUUGUCUGCGUGUGCGUGCGUGUGUGUGUGUGUGUGUCUGCAUGCACGUGUGUGUUAAACUCACUUCCCUCCACUCCACAGUGAAAUGUUAGGAGUGCAAUGACCACUCUGAGUCUGUGUAGCGGAUGAUUAGAAGGACAGAGAGAGAGUUGGAGAGAGGUAGGUUUAAAGAGAGAGAGAGAGAGAGAGAGAGAACGCUAAUGGGGGUGUCUGCUUUAGUGCUCAUUAAAAAGAGUGUGCGUUUUUAAUAGCCUAUAUAAAUGAGCGUACCACUUUUAUGGUCAUUCAAUUAUUGUCAAUUUAAGAGGAAGGGACUGAGUGGAGGCAGUUUUCCUCCAUAACUCCUUCGCAUUAAGGAGUGUUUCCGACUCCGACACUUCUGACUUUGAGUUCGACUUGACUUCAAAACAGCGGGGACGACGGGAAGACGCUGGCUCAGCUGUGGAUUGCACAAAUAGAUCUACCAACCUGUGCACUUGCAGAGGAGAAUAUGGUACUGCAAGUGUUAACCAGCAAAGAUGCAUCUUGAUUCCAUAUCGCUAAAGGGCAACACUGACUCUUUGGCCUGUUGGUUUUUAUGUGAUGAACGCUUUGAUACCAAAACCUACCCAGUCUCUCUGGUAAAAUGCCUGUCAGCAGCACAUCAUACCUCAGCAUCAAUGUAACCUGAUUCAGAAACAAACUUCUGCUCCACAAUGUUAGGUUUAUUUUCUAAUCUUGUAAAAUGCCUCUGAAAAUUAUUCAACUUAAACAAUUUGAGAAUGGAAAUUCAGAGCCAGGCUAGCUGUUAACUGCUGUUUCCAGUCUUUGUGCUAAGCUAAGCUAACAGGCUUCUUGUUGUAUAUUUAGUGGAGAGACACAUGAGAGUGUUAUCUCAGCAAGAAAACGAACAAUCUUACUUCCCAAAAUGUCCCAAACUCUUCCUUUGAACAGAUAAAGCAGACAUAUUAAUUCAGCAUGUCCGUUGUGUAUCAGCAUGCACGUCCGACAUAGCGAACAACCAGAGACGCAGAGCUGAUUUUGUUACCAAAGCAUUUAAACACACUAAUGAGCCAGACUCCCAAUACUGUCGGUCUAAUUUCUUGAAUGGAGAUGUGAAGAUUUGCAUUCUGGGAGGGAAAGAGUGAGGAGGUCAGAGAGACAGACAGACAGAGAGCGGUCAGGAGGUCAGGCUUCCAGGGAGUUCAGGUAUGAUAAGACGAGAUGGAGACGUUUUGAAGCCAAUUGAAUUGUCGAGCCGUCACAGCCUUAACACAGGUGUGUGUAAGAGUUUCGCAUUUAUGCGUGAGUAUGUGCAUUCUUUUCAAACCUCUCCAUACUGUAUGAGAGGUUGACUAACUCCUGUGUACUCCUUUGCAAUGAAAGCCUGUUUUUAAGUCCAUAGGCUGGUGUGAAGCCAGGACUGUUCAUUGCUAGGAGGGGGGGGAUGCUGUUUUCGUGUUCUGGGCUUGGUUUUUUCUCCUCAACGGCCUCGACACGUCGGGGGAAAAGAGGAAGAAUAGCAGGGCAGCUGAAAGCAGCUCAGACAUAUAAAGCAAGAGUGGAACAUGUGGAGACAUUUUUUUAUUUUUUAUAAGCAUAAAAAUCCAAAUUUCAAAACAGUUAAAGAUUACGGAGCAAACAGAGUACUGUACUUCCCAUCUAUUCUGAGACCUCAGCAGUUUUUCCCAUGAUGAUGAAAUGGUUGCUAUACCAGUGGGUUGUUGAGUUAUGCAUACAAUGUUGUGUGCUUGAGUAUGCCUAAUAAUACACAAAUGUGUAUAUUGAAGGUGUGGGUAGUGAAAAUACUUGAAACGGAUACUCUAGCCUUCGAGGUAGUGUAGUACUAAUACCAAUGUUGUACAGAAUUCCCUUUAAGAUUAACUCCUCAGUUAUGAAUUUGUACUCCGAAGUGUGACUUAGAAAAACUAUGAAGCAGGAGUGACUUUGUAUAUAAACUGUUUAUCUGUAAUCCACUCUUACCAAACCCUUAUAUACAGCGGUAGAAACCAAAUGGCAUUACUAGUGCACUUAGACUAGGUUACUGCUUUAACCGUUCUCCUUUUGUCCGACUCUAGCUAAGGUUUCUUUAAGAGUGUCUUUUUAACGGUGCCAGCUAACACGCUUCAAUGUCAUUUCUGGUUUAGAGGCUUUUUGUUAGGAUGAUUCCAUAGAUAUUAAUGACAAAUGAUUUGUUCUUUUACGGCUUUUUUAGCUCUGUUUCCUCAUUGAAAGUGUGAUAAUGCUAGGUGCACCAGUGCUUCAUUUUUCACAAAGAUGUAAGAGUGUGUUUAUUGUCUUUCUCUUUGCUAAACUGUAGGAGUUGUUCAGUAGCUAGUCAUGGCUGGCCCUCCCAGAGGGGCUGGCAGGCAUUGUUCUUUUCUUGCGGUUGGGUUUUUAUCAUGCCUCUUAAGUUGUAUUAUUUGUGUCCGUAUUGCUUUUUUUUAUUUGUUGUGAACUUCAUGAUUAAUUUACCUUAGAAGACAUUAUUAUUCCAAAUGUAUUUGGUUGGUAUCUGUAUUUAUUAUCACUUCAAAAAGGAUUAGAGGACAGAGGCAGACAGGAGCGUUUGUUUAAUUUGAUUUUUCCGGGUUGUUUUUGUUUUUAUACCGUGUAGUUUUCAUGCCAGCAACCGAUGUGAAAGCUCUACCUCGUCUGAGCCAUUCUCAGUUCUGUUACACUUUUGUACAUCAUUUCAAAAAGAUGUAAUGUCAUGUCCACAAUAAAGACACACAAAAUGGCACCUGUUGGCAGUGUUUCAUCUGGGUUUGCUUGUUUGUAUAAAAUCUACCUCAGCAACUGUGACUGAACACGUCCAAGUUUAGAUGAAAAAGCUUCAAACAGAUUAGCAGUUUGCAAAUGUUCUUUUUUUCCUUUUACUCACACCACUGAUGAAUUUACAAACAACCAAAAAAUGCACCAUCUCUUAUUAAAAACUGGGCAUAUUUUAAAAAAAGAUUUUGUGUCGCUCAUAAAACAUAUUCUUGCCACGGGCACUCACUGUCGUCAGAUGUUACCGUCAGCACUGUGCACACAAGCUGUACUGGCAUAUCAAUCCUAAAUAUUCAUGUCCACAAUUCAUCCUUCAGUACACAAAAACCUGCAACAAACUUUGAUUUAGCUAUAAUUUAGGUUUAAAAUGAAUUGAUACACCCUAAUGUUACCUAUGGUUAGCAUUGCCACCUUGUAUAAAGGCAGUCACGUGUUUAAACUAAAUGGGGCUUUAAUGUUAAAGGGCGAGUGUGUAGGAUUCAGUGGAAAACUGUGGUAACGCCGUUCACCCAUAGACUGUAUUUAAGAAGUGGACGUAGUCACCGUGACGUCACUCACUGGUUUGUACAGCAGAGUACAACAGAGUCCUGAAUAAGACAUUUUUAGGCAACCAAACUAUUACAAUUAACUUUCAUAAAGUGAAAACACACUGUGAAAGGGUUUAUGUUGCGAAAAACACGGAUAACGUCCAGACCGGACAAUGCUGUGGUAGCCAACUGUCAAUCACAAGGUAGCUACGCCCUAAAACAUACCUUCUUUCUGGUCUAUUUUACUCUAAAUGGACCAUAAUUUACUAAAUUCACAUGAUGUUGUAUUGAAAAAGACUUGAAACUAGCGAUUGAGACCAUAAAGUCAUGUUCAAAAUCUUCACUGAGCAAUAAUUCAAGUGAGAAGUAAGCUAAAUUUGUCAUAGACAUUCUGACUUUUUCUUUCAAAUAGGAGUUGCCCCCUCAUGGCCAUUGAAAAGAAUGCAAGCUUAAGGCACUGGCUUCUAUUUUCUGACCCGGAAGUUGCCGCAUAAGUUUGCCUCACUCAGAGGCCACUCUUACAAUAAUAACACUACUAGGGCCGACAGAAGGUAGACGGAGGCUGGUGUUACCAUGUCGGAGAACUACAGUAGCCUUCCGGUAACGUAAAAGUGUGAAAGUCACUCGAUAGACCAAGUGUUUGGUUUGACUGUUCUGGGCUCCUGUAGAAACAUGGCGGCGCAACACGACAGACUAUGCAAAGAGGAGCCACUCCCUAUGAAGUUAUGAAGGGCUCAUUCUAAGCAAAUGAAAACACAACAGUUCUUAGUUUCAGGUGAUUAUACACUAAUGAAAACAAAACAAUACAGUUUUAUAUUUCAUUUCUGCAAAUACCCCAAAAUCCAACACACUGGACCCACACUGUUAUGUUUAUAUAUUGUCCCAGCAUAUCUGGGUUCCUCACUCAGUGCAUCCAGGUUAGAUUUACUGGAAGCUCUAAAUGACCAGAUUCCUAUUCAUUGAUUCAAGACCAUGGUUGCAUAUAGUGUGGAACCUCAUUUACAUGUAGUGUAUACUUUCUGGAUAUUGCCUCCCAGACAGUCAUUGCAAAGGUUGCAGACCCUCAGAUUCCUAACAGGCCAUUUUAUCUUCCAGUGACCUGGUGUUGUUCACUCUAAAGUAACAAAUAGCCUGUCUUUUGGUUUGUUUUUAUACAAUAGGGACUUUUCCUAUUUAAGUUCCUGUUCAACAGUUAGUUUAACCAGCUACAGGUAAGAGAAACCACAUUCACCUAUCUGCAGUUUUCAGAGCUUUAUUACUGAAAAGAAUCAGCUUGCUACAACCGAAGAGGAUACAUAGUUAUUAUAGAAGUAUUGUUUAUAGCCACUUUAACAUUUACGGUACACAUGAGGAAUUUCUGAUGUCGUUUUUCUGGUACAUCAAUCUAUUCAAACAUGGAUACAACCUGUGACCAACGUAUCCAGCAUCCAGGAUUUUCGCGACCUCUAUAAUAAUGGGAUAGGAAUCUGCUUAGUUGAAUGGAUGAAUAGACGGGUCUGACCACUCUGUUGAACAUAUUUCCCAUACCUGGCUUUUUAGUGUCUCAUUAUGGAGUACAGGCUCUUACAGAAGUAUUUCCACACUCACAACAAACUUGCCAUCCUUGGAGAAAUGCUAUUUGUGGUCAAAUCUGCCACUUCAUCCCCCAAAACAACGAGCUGAUUGUUAAUUGCAUCUAUUUUCUAAAACCCAUGGGGCUGUGAUUUGGCUCCCCACACAAUGUCCACGACCUGCAGAAG